Molecule: messenger RNA, 3025 nt
Organism: Phialemonium atrogriseum
Lineage: Eukaryota; Fungi; Ascomycota; Sordariomycetes; Cephalothecales; Cephalothecaceae
Product: DNA mismatch repair protein MutL
Exons: 3
Coding region: 250-2661 (803 amino acids)
Biological process (GO): mismatch repair
Cellular component (GO): MutLalpha complex
Molecular function (GO): ATP binding; ATP-dependent DNA damage sensor activity; ATP hydrolysis activity
Source: RefSeq, a predicted model, not a curated record
GUCCGGCUGGAGCUCCACAACCUGUCCGUGUCCAUCUCCUGGGCCUUCCAAUUCUGGGAAAGCUGGCAUCCCUGGUUGUUGAUCUGCACGUACUCAGUACACCCUGGCGAGAAGCAGUUUAGAGUCAUCUCUAAUCGGCUCAUCGGCUCAUCCCACAGGCCUCCCGCCUUCCCGAGUCCUCCCAAGCAGGCUCCAACGAGCACGCAUAGACCCGCCUGAUAAUCCAUGUAGGCUGUCUACACACGUAACAUGGCAGAUGCUAUGGAACUUGAUGAUCGUCCGCGGGGCACGAAGAGGAAGGCGGCAGAUGUCGACGGACUAAAUGUCCCCCGUAGAAUCAAGGCUCUCGACCCAGAUGUGGUCAACAAGAUAGCGGCUGGUGAAAUUAUUGUUGCACCGGUCCACGCUCUAAAGGAGCUGAUGGAAAAUGCGGUGGACGCAGGCUCGACUUCCUUGGAAAUACUGGUGAAAGACGGCGGCUUGAAACUCCUUCAGAUUACCGAUAACGGGUGUGGCAUCGAUAAAGAAGACCUCCCAAUCCUCUGCGAGCGCUUCACCACAUCCAAGCUGCAAAAGUUUGAGGACUUGACCUCCAUAGCCACCUACGGCUUCCGAGGCGAGGCGCUCGCGAGCAUAAGCCACAUAGCCCACCUCACUGUCACCACCAAGACGAAGGAUUCGAGCUGCGCGUGGCGUGCCCAGUAUGGUUCCGGCAAGCUGGUGCCGGCCAAGCCCGGCCAGGCACCAGAUCCUAAGCCGGUGGCAGGACGGCCCGGCACGCAGAUCAUGGUGGAAGACCUCUUCUACAAUGUGCCGACGCGUCGCCGUGCUUUCAGGUCCGCCUCGGACGAGUACAACAAGAUCAUCGACAUGAUCGGGCGGUACGCCGUCCACUGCAGUCAUGUUGCUUUUUCCUGCAAGAAGCAUGGCGAGUCGUCAACUAGUGUCGCCAUUCAAACCAGCGCCACAGUCGUUGACAGGAUACGUCAGAUAUACGGGGGCAGUGUUGCCAAUGAGCUAAUUGAGUACUCGACAGCCGAUGAUCGUUGGGGCUUCAAGGCACGGGGUUGGGCCACCAACGCGAACUACAGCAUCAAGAAGACAACCCUGUUGUUGUUUAUCAACCAUAGAUGUGUCGAGUCGUCUAACAUACGGAAGGCGAUCGACCAAACAUACGCAGCCUUUCUGCCCAAGAGCGGCCACCCCUUUGUCUAUCUCAGCCUCGAGAUCGACCCGCAACGGGUGGACGUCAACGUCCACCCCACCAAGCGGGAGGUCAACUUCCUCAACGAAGAUGAAAUUAUACAGGCGGUCUGCGAGCAUAUCCGCUCCAAGCUGGCCGCAGUCGACACCAGCCGAACUUUCAUGACACAGACAUUGCUUCCCGGGGGUGCGUGGUCAUCUCCUGCUGCUCAACGCCAACAACAGCGAGGUUCCGACAGCACACCUGCGUCCAAGUCUGGCGGCAGCGCCAAGACGCCCGCCCGGGCGUAUGAGAACAACUUGGUGCGGACCGACACGAAUCUCCGCAAGAUAACUAGCAUGCUCCCCCCUACCGGUGGGCCCUCUGGGGGCACCUCUUCCCCGUCAGCGAAUCGCUCCAAUGCCGGCCUAUCAUCAGCUGCCGGCCAGGCCGACCAGCCUGACUACGAGGUCGUCGACCGCGAAGCCGUCGGCUGCCGCCUGGCCAGCGUGCGGGAGCUCCGGGCCGCCGUGCGCGACGACAUGCACAAUGACCUGACGGACGUGUUCGCGACCCACACGUUCGUCGGCAUCGUCGAUGAGCGCCGACGCCUCGCCGCCAUCCAGGGCGGCGUCAGGCUGUUCCUCGUCGAUUAUGGCCGAGCCUGCUUUGAGUACCUGUACCAGCUCGGCCUGACUGACUUUGGCAACUUUGGCAUCAUCCGCUUCAGCCCGCCGCUGGACCUUAGGGAGCUGCUGAGGAUGGCCGCCGAGCAUGAGGUGGUCCUGGCAGCUGCCUCGAAGGCGUCGCGCCGCAGGAACAAAGGCAAGGGAAAGGGCAUCAGUAGAAGUGACCUCGGAGAUGAUGACGACGAUGACGACGACGACGACCAAGAGGAGCAGGGAGGGCAGCCCGACGUGAACGCCAGCGAGCUCGUCGAGCUCGUCGCCAAGAAGCUCAUCGAGAUGCGGGAGAUGCUCCUCGAGUAUUUCUCCCUCGAGAUCUCCCCGGCCGGCGAGCUGCUGAGCAUCCCGCUCCUCAUCAGGGGCUACACGCCCUCCAUCGCCAAGCUGCCCCAAUUCCUGCUCCGCCUCGGCCCGAGGGUCAACUGGGCCGACGAGAAGGCCUGCUUCGACACGUUCCUCAGGGAGCUCGCCUCCUUCUACGUCCCCGAGCAGCUGCCGCCCUCCUCACCCGGAUCAACGGGCCCCGCCGCCGCCGCCGCGGGGGACGACGACACGGGCAUGGGCAUGGGCAUGGGCAUGGGCAUGGACGUGGACGUGGACGUGGACGCGGACGCGGACUCGGUCGCCGACGGGGAGCUGGAGUCCCGUAGGAGGCACGUCCGCCGGGCCGUCGAGCACGUCUUCUUCCCCGCCUUCAAGGCCCGGCUGGUGGCGACCCGGUCGCUGAUGUCGGGUGGCGUACUCGAAGUCGCGAACCUCAAGGGUCUGUACCGAGUAUUUGAGAGGUGUUGAUAUAAUAAGAUGGGCUUGGGGAAGGAAGGGUGACGGUCAGGCUUAAGAGGGGGGUACCUCUAAUCCCCUACCUAGCCCUAGUAAUCAUGUAUUUGUCUCGAUCUUGAGAAUCACAAUGUUUUGGCCACAACCCCAACAAUCAUCAAUGUGGUGUCCAGUCUAGACUAAUCAAAGGAAGACUCUAACACGGGGGUUUCAUCUAGGCACCUAGACAAUCACUCAUCAAGAAGAAAGGAGCAUCAAGUGGACGAGCACUUGGGGCAAAACAAGGGACAAAAUGAGAGACAUCCAUUUCGAUAUCUAUUUAGCAAGCACGGCCGUUCUCAGAUCCGGCCAGCCUCCCUGCUUCUUUCUCUCCACGACG